AAAUCCUUCCAUACAAUUUCCUGCAAACUGGAGACUGUGCUCUUAUCAUGCAGAAAGCCAUCGUAAUCGAUGAAGUUGGGAAACCGGCCAUCUCGAUAAACCGGCCCAUUCCGCAAGCAGGACCCAGCGAGCUACUUCUACGUGUCACGGCUACGAGUCUCAAUCCAGCAGACCAGAAGACUCGUGACGAAGGGCUUUUCUUCAAGCAGUCCUUUCAAGUUCUAGGUCAUGAGCUUGCUGGUGAAGUGAUCGGAAUAGGCAAAGAAGCAGGUCCUGCUAAAUUCCAACUCGGCGAUCACAUCUUUGCUCAGGGAAACUUCAUUCCGGGUCAGGUGUUGACCGACUCUGGUGCCUUACAGCAAUAUGCGGUUGUGAAUGCAAGCUUUGCCGCCAAGGUGCAGUCUGCCGGUCUUACCGAUGAAGAAGCAACCACAAUCCCUGUCUGCGCCAUUGCCUCUUUCGUCGCCCUUUUCCACUCAACUGGAAUGGCCCUGCCAAUCCCCCCUGCGUCCACUCCCGCGUCUCAAGCAACCUCCGAGUUUCUCGACACAGCCAUUCUCAUUAUUGGUGGUGGCUCGAACUGUGGGAGAUUCGCAAUUCAGUUUGCAAAACAAGUUGGAUUUGGUCGAAUCAUCACUACGGCAUCUGCUAGAAAUGAGAUCGAGCUAAAGCAACUCGGGGCUACUCACAUAAUUGAUCGGCAUGCUGGAUAUGAAGCGAAUAUUCAGCAGAUACGGGAUAUCACUGGUGACAGCUUAGUGCACGUGUUCGAUACAGUAAAUAAUGCUCAGGAGCAAAAGCUGGGGCUUGCGGUUCUGUCGAAUACCAAAAAGGGCUGUCUGAUCACUCUCAAUCGAAUUCCAGAGGUCAGAUUCAGUGCCGCUGAGAUUGGACCUAAGACAGCUGGAUACGAGCACAAGAUGACAUUCGGGUUCAGUGCACUUUACCCUGAAAUUUCGAAGUUGUUUUGGGAGAGAGUGGCAAGCUGGGUGAAAGAAGGUGCCAUGCGACCUUUACCUUUCAGUACUAUUCAGGGAUUGGAACCCACAACUGUGAAUAAGAUCCUUGACCGUUAUCGCGAUGGUCAAGGCCAGAAAGUGGUUAUCAACGUCCGAACUUGA
This is a messenger RNA of Aspergillus fijiensis CBS 313.89, 1121 nucleotides long. Its product is annotated as zinc-binding alcohol dehydrogenase family protein. Gene Ontology annotation, molecular function: oxidoreductase activity, acting on NAD(P)H; zinc ion binding. Lineage: Eukaryota; Fungi; Ascomycota; Eurotiomycetes; Eurotiales; Aspergillaceae. The coding region runs from base 48 to 1121 and encodes 357 amino acids. The record is from RefSeq and is a predicted model, not a curated record. The transcript has 2 exons.